Aspergillus pseudotamarii is the source of this 1101-nucleotide messenger RNA. RefSeq names its product O-methyltransferase. The transcript has 2 exons. The record is from RefSeq and is a predicted model, not a curated record. Gene Ontology annotation, molecular function: O-methyltransferase activity. The coding region runs from base 90 to 917 and encodes 275 amino acids. NCBI's taxonomy places the organism in Eukaryota, Fungi, Ascomycota, Eurotiomycetes, Eurotiales, Aspergillaceae.
UGGUAUUGUUCGUCUUUAGACGUGAGAUUUUCCUGUCUUUGGUUUAUUUGGUGUGAAAUUAUCGAUAUCUUUACUAGUUAUCAUUCAUAAUGUCGCAAAGCCAGCCUACAACUCGUCAGCGCAAUGACGAAGCUGAACUCGACCUUCUAGACUUCAUCUACGCCCAGCCAAACCGGGAUGAGAUCCAGGGAAACCCCCAGAAGGUACUGGAUCUGAUUGACGAAUUCGCUAAAUCGCGUCACCUCAUCCAUGUGGGUCCCGAGAAAGGGAAGGUCGUAGCAGACCUCAUUGCCGAGCGCAAGCCCCAGACUAUGAUCGAACUCGGAGGUUACGUGGGCUACUCGGCCAUCCUGUUCGGCGAUGCCGUGCGUCGGGCCGGUGGUAAAAAGUACUACAGUUUAGAGUUGAGCCCUGAAUUCGCCGCUAUCUCAACCCUGCUGCUGGAUCUGGCAGGCCUCCGGGAUUUUGUCCAGAUCUUGGUGGGUCGCAGCGACCAGUCUCUGAAUAAGUUGUAUACCAGUGGUGAAGUUCCACAGGUGGAAAUUAUGUUCAUUGAUCACUACAAGCCUGCGUAUACUACGGAUCUGAAACUAUGCGAGCAGAUUGGCAUGAUCGUUCCCGAUGUUUCGGUUCUGGUGGCUGAUAAUGUGCUCUAUCCGGGCAAUCCACCGUACCUGGAGUAUGUCCGGAGCACGGUGGAACAGAAGCGAAAGGCGGCCGAGAAGGGGCCAAUCCAGAUGUAUAACACGGAGGGUAUACCUGUUGUGAGUGUGCGGGCCUUUCUUGGCGCGGAUGCCACGCCUCUAUUUGACAUCCUCGGGGACCCGAAUUUGGUGUAUGAGAGCACCCUGAAUCAACCGGAGGGACUUAGGGUGAGCGAUGCCUGCCUAUUAUAUAUUAAGAAUGACGAUUGCUAACUGUUGUAGGAUGCCCUGGAGAUUACUCGGUGUGUAGGAGUUGAGAAGGCGUGAUCGGGAAAAGCAUUUCCGGCGGAAGAGCAUUUCAAUCGGUCGGCUCGGAAGCGUGACAGACGGUCGGCCUUUGCCAGAUUUGGUAGAAUUUUGCCCCGCCCUAUCCGCCGGACCCAAAGGUUCCUAUCGC